CAAGGAUGGAACUGAAGGCAGAGGAGGAGGAGGUGGGUGGCGUCCAGCCGGUCAGCAUCCAGGCCUUUGCCAGCAGCUCCACUCUGCACGGCCUGGCCCACAUCUUCUCGUACGAGCGGCUGUCUCUGAAGCGGGCACUGUGGGCCCUGUGCUUCCUGGGCUCCCUGGCCGUGCUGCUGUGCGUGUGCACGGAGCGUGUACAGUACUACUUCCACUACCACCAUGUCACCAAGCUGGACGAGGUGGCCGCCUCCCAGCUCACCUUCCCUGCCGUCACGCUGUGCAACCUGAAUGAGUUCCGCUUUAGCCAAGUCUCCAAGAAUGACCUAUACCACGCUGGGGAGCUGCUGGCCCUGCUCAACAACAGAUAUGAGAUACCGGACACCCAGAUGGCGGAUGAGAAACAGCUGGAGAUCCUGCAGGACAGGGCCAACUUCCGCAGCUUCAAGCCCAAGCCCUUCAACAUGCGCGAGUUUUAUGACCGGGCAGGACAUGACAUCCGAGACAUGCUGCUGUCCUGCCACUUCCGGGGGGAGGUGUGCAGCGCUGAAGACUUCAAGGUGGUCUUCACACGGUAUGGAAAGUGCUACACCUUCAACUCGGGUCGGGAUGGGCGACCACGGCUGAAGACCAUGAAGGGCGGCACGGGCAACGGGCUGGAGAUCAUGUUGGACAUCCAGCAGGAUGAGUACCUGCCCGUGUGGGGCGAGACCGAUGAGACGUCCUUCGAAGCAGGCAUCAAAGUGCAGAUACAUAGUCAAGAUGAGCCCCCCUUCAUCGACCAGCUGGGCUUUGGCGUGGCCCCGGGCUUCCAGACCUUCGUGGCCUGCCAGGAGCAGCGGCUCAUCUACCUGCCCCCACCCUGGGGCACCUGCAAAGCUGUUACCAUGGACUCGGAUUUCUUCGACUCCUACAGCAUCACCGCCUGCCGCAUUGACUGUGAGACGCGCUACCUGGUGGAGAACUGCAACUGCCGUAUGGUGCACAUGCCAGGAGAUGCCCCCUACUGUACCCCAGAGCAGUACAAGGAGUGUGCAGACCCUGCUCUGGACUUCCUAGUGGAGAAGGACCAGGAGUACUGUGUGUGUGAGAUGCCAUGCAACCUGACCCGCUACGGCAAGGAGCUGUCCAUGGUCAAGAUCCCCAGCAAGGCCUCGGCCAAGUACUUAGCCAAGAAAUUCAACAAGUCUGAGCAGUACAUAGGGGAGAACAUCUUGGUGCUGGACAUUUUCUUUGAAGUCCUCAACUAUGAGACCAUUGAGCAGAAGAAAGCCUAUGAGAUCGCCGGGCUCCUGGGUGAGCUGCUGCAGGCAUGGGCCCCUCCUCAUGCCGGGGGAGGGGUAUGCUGGGGCUCCCGGCAGUUCAACCAAGUGGAUUGCCCAGCUCUGCUCCCCCCCCGGGGCCCUGACCCCGCUGACCUCCCCACAGGUGACAUUGGGGGCCAGAUGGGGCUGUUCAUCGGGGCCAGCAUCCUCACCGUGCUGGAGCUCUUCGACUAUGCCUACGAGGUCAUCAAACACAAGCUGUGCCGCAGAGGCAAGUGUCAGAAGGAGGCCAAGAGGGGCAGCGCGGACAAGGGCGUGGCCCUCAGCCUGGACGACGUCAAGAGACACAACCCUUGUGAGAGCCUCCGGGGCCACCCUGCCGGGAUGACCUACGCUGCCAACAUCCUACCUCACCACCCGGCUAGAGGCACCUUUGAGGACUUCACCUGCUGAGCCCUGCAGGCCGCUGCACCAAAGGCCUCAAUGUGGAGGGCCAGGAGAGCUCGGGGGACCUUCUCCCCACCCUCCGGGGGAGAGGGGGUGGCCCCGAGUCUGCCUGGGGCCCACCCCUACUCCUGGGCAAGCCCUUCCCUCCUGUGGUGGUGAGGAAGGAGUCCUCUUCCUGCCUCUACCCCGUUCUUUUUACUUUUAACAAAACUAAUCUAAGAGAAACAAAGCCCCCUAAAGACAGAGAACGGGGGCCGGGCCCCGGGCUGCCUGUCUCUGCUCCAUGCUGCCUCCCCAGCUGCCGGCCUGGCUUCUCCGUCCGGGCCGUCUGUCAUCUUCAGUGUCCACCUACAUUCUGCUGCCGUCAUUCACCAAAGCCUCCACCGCAGGGUGGAGAGGAUCACCCCCAGGGGUCUGGGAUUUGCCCCCCCAACCUGAGAAUGUACCUUAAGGGGGAGGGCUCGCGGGGGCGGGGUAUCCCCAGCCUUAAGUGGCCCUCUUGGCCCAGUGACUGCCCGGAACCCAAGUCUCCAGGCUGAGCUGAACCCUCACCCCCACCCCCUUACACGAGUGUAGAGAUCUCUACGGGGUGCAUGUGGGGGGUCCCCCAAACAAGAGUGGAGAUGGGGACGAGAUGGGGCCCUGGUGCUGUAGGCCACAGGCUCGCUCACCCCCACCUCCCCAACCCCGGCAGCCCUCCUCAGCCAUCCCCUACCAGACCCGGCUGGUGAGCUCCCAGCCCAGGGAGAGGGGCGCUGGUGCCUGAUCUCACUGCGCCCUCUCCCGGAGCCCCCCUCCCCUCCCCCGCAGAGGGCUACAUCCAUAAAUUUUCUUAUGGAACUCCUCCAAGUCUUCUCUCCACCCCCACCCCAACGUCAUUGGCUUCUUUCAACAACUUCAUCUGCAUUUUCUAUUUCUAUAUGAUACAGACUCUAUAUUGCUAUAUCUCUGUAUAUACUUUUCCCCUGCCCUGUCUGUCUCUAGACCCCACCUCCUCUUGUCUGAGACCCAUCCUCCCCCCACCGCCCACCCCCCUUCUGUGUCUCCGCCCCUUCCCUGGUCUCUGAAUGCCUUCACCUGUAUAAAGAGUUGGACUCUCUCUCCCCGGUGUCUGUACUGUGUACACACAUUCCUCUGAGAAGCACAAGGAAACGACACGCGCAUUGUAACCCUCGCACUGUCGGUGGCCACAUAAAGGAAGCUGUGAACCACAAG
Ochotona princeps (American pika) is the source of this 2927-nucleotide messenger RNA. It is a transcript of the gene ASIC1, whose product is annotated as acid sensing ion channel subunit 1. The record is from RefSeq and is a predicted model, not a curated record. Lineage: Eukaryota; Metazoa; Chordata; Mammalia; Lagomorpha; Ochotonidae. The coding region runs from base 6 to 1718 and encodes 570 amino acids. Gene Ontology annotation, cellular component: membrane. The transcript is spliced from 10 exons. Gene Ontology annotation, biological process: sodium ion transmembrane transport.